UCGCCACCGCUGAGAGCGCGCGUCGGUCGCCGAGGCCGCCGAGCGCCGCAGUUUUCGCGCGGGGCGGGUGUUGUCGUUCGUAUAACUUUCGCGCGACGAGCAGUGGAGUUAACGCGGGGGAGUUCGUCGUGCACGGAGGACCGCGCGAAAAUGCCGCCGAAGAAGCGGGAGAAGGACCUGGACGGGCAGAAGGGACCUCGCAUGGACCAGAUACAGGCUGACCAUGAGCUGUUUCUGCAGGCCUUCGAAAAACCAACACAGAUUUACCGCUUCCUUCGUACAAGAAACCAAAUUUCACCAAUAUUUCUGUACAGAAACUUAACGUAUAUGCGGCAACGUAUGUCCAGAAGUCACAAGGCACGACGUGGAUUUAAGGUCGACAUGAUUUUGGAAAAAUUAAUAUCGAAAAACAAUCAAGAACAGAAUCUCGGCCUUCCUGGGUACAUGACCCUCACAUUUUUAGGUUUUUAUGACAAAAGAGUUGAGAUAUCACAGGAUCCAGUUAAAGUGGAAACAUUGUUGUUGAAAAUCUGCCACAAGAAGCGGAAAGAUGUCAGUUCGCCUAUCAUGCAAGUGAGUUUAAUGUCAUUAGAGAACACGGUUCCAAUCGGCACAAGCGAGGUCCCGAUCAAUCCUUCCGAGACUCAGCCUCCGACGAAGGCGCCCACGAUUUCCAUACCCAAUGAAUCAUUUAGCUUAAAUAACGGUCAUGUAGCGAAGACUUAUACGCUUUUGCUCAGGGUUUAUUGCAUGUCUAACAAUGGCUGCCUUAUGCAUAACUGUGAUUUAGAAGAACCAGCUCAAAAACGCCGUAAAUCGUCUACGGGUUCGAUUAAGACUGGCGGCGGUGAUGAAGUAAAGCAGUAUGGCUCCGAGCUCAUAGUGUACGAUAAGCACAGCCGAUGUCUGUUGACGGACGGCGAUUACGAAUUAGGUUUGCAGGAAGUACAAACCAACAUUAGGUCUAGCCCUAAGAAGCACAGUUCUUGGGAGUCCCUGCCGGAUAUCAAGAACUGUGAGCCCUUCGAAGUGUUCAGCGCGGGGCCAACGUUAAAGUUUCGACUGAGCUGGACGACGGAGCCGAGCAAUGGCCUGGUGGACCGACCGACGCCGAUACACCCGAUACCGAGUGGCGACAAUAAGGAGAAUCGAUCGGCCAACGCUGGUUUUGAGCGCUCUUCCGUAGGUCACAAUAAUAAUAGCACAAACAAUAACAAUAACGCGACACUGCCAACGCCUAGUCCAUUAACGCCCUCGAGAAUGAGCGUCUCCAACGAGAAGGUGGACGCCAACGCGGGAACGCAGCAGAUAGUUUAUCAAUUUUUGUACAACAAUAACAGCCGGCAGCAGACGGAGGCUUGCGAAGACCUACACUGCCCAUGGUGCUCGUUGGACUGCGGCAAACUGUACUCGCUUCUGAAGCAUUUGAAGCUCUGCCAUUCGCGAUUUACAUUUACAUACGUGCCAAUUCCACAAGGUGCCCGAAUAGAUGUAGCAAUAAACGAGUGCUAUGAUGGUUCGUAUGCAGGUAGUCCUCACGAGUUAAUUUCACAACCGUCUAGCAUACCUUUUUCAAGGACAGGGCCGACAAGACGCACCAGUGUGACGAACAUCUUAGUGUGUCGUCCGAAGAGAAUGAAGCCGAGUCUAUCAGAGUUCCUGGAGCUCGAGGAGAACGAGUUUGAGAGUCAGAGGCCUUACAUCACCGGCCACAACAGACUGUAUCAUCACACUGUGACCUGCUUACCCAUAUACCCCAAAGAGAUGGAUAUUGAUUCCGAGGGCGAGAACGAUCCCAAGUGGUUACAGACGAAGACGAUGAUGAUGAUUGACGACUUCACGGAUGUGAACGAAGGCGAGAAGGAACUGAUGAAGAUGUGGAACCUACACGUGAUGAAGCACGGAUACGUAGGCGACUGCCAAAUACCACUAGCUUGCCAAAUGUUCUUAGAAAAUAAAGGGAAAGAGUUACUCAUGAAGAACCUCUACCGCAACUUUGUGUUGCACAUGUGCAGCCUGUUCGACUUUGGUCUUAUCAGCCCAGUGAUCUUGUACCAGACCAUACAGAAGCUACAGGAGAUAAUGAAAGAGGGCGGCGAAGACGGUGAUGUGCGUAAAGUACUGCAGAAGUCGCACGAGGCCCAAGUAGAGCGUUGGGCAGUCACGAGCUCGCAGACGUCGACGUAUGACGCGUCCAAGACUGGUACUGGCACAGGAGUGAAGGUGAACUUUGGUGGCGACGGCGCGAAUUCGAACGCCAGGCGGAAGACCUCGCUACCGUUGGGUUCGCCCAACACGCAGAAUAUUAAGAACACGAUGUCAGUGCAUAACAAUGUCAGCAAGCACGCUAGCAUGAUGGCGUCCUCGAGUAAGAACGUCGUGCACAAUAACAGUUCGAUGCAGAACUCCGUUGUCGGUAAGAACACCAGUGCCGGGUCGGCUUAUGAGAACGCGAGCUCCGUGCAGACUAUCGCGAGCAAAGUCUCGAACGCCGGGGCCUCGAUGGCGGCGAGCAAAACCGCGCCGGUCGCAAGCAACGGUGUCGCGACGGGCCAGAGCGAGAACGGCACACCGCCGAGCAAACAGUCAAGCAACAACGACCUGCCGGCCAGGCGGAAAAGUACAAACUCCAUAGUGCAAGUUAGCGUGGAGAGCACGACGCCGCUGCGCCGGAAGUCGAUGGCCAGCGAAAGCGCGAGCCCCGAAUACCAUCGAAGGAAGUUGAUGUUGGACACGAUGCCACCGAGCAAUGGAGUCGCCAGUCAGAAACCGUCCCCGAACGGAGGUAGCUACUAGUAGCGAAAAAGAAACUGAUUUUUGCGCGUUCUCUUAUCGCAAAUCGUACUUCCUUCUUUCUAUCUCUUUCUCUCCCUUCUCUCUCUCUCUCUCUCUCUCUCUCUCUCUCUCUUUUUGUACAGUAUUUGUUGCAAGUAAUAUAAAGAGAUGCAAUCGAAAUUUAAUUAAUAAAUCGGAUAAUUAUUGUUCAUAGCUGUUAGAUGAAUAUUUUUGAUUUUUAAUUUAAAGUUCUGUGUUGAACAUGGGGAAUCGAGAGGAUAUAAAUAUAACAGGAAGGCACGUGAGCGUGUUCGUCCUGAUUGAUGGCCUCUGCAUACAUUAACUCUGAUUACGUGAAUGAUAAUUGAAAUCUGUUAAGUACGAUAAUUUCUCGCUGACAUGUGAAUUUGUAUCAUACUGAUUCUAUUUCUUCUUUCUUCCUUCCUUCCUUCCUUUCUUUUCUUUCUUUCUUCCUUUUUCCUUCCUUUUUUUUCCUUCCUUCCUUUCUUUCUUUCUUUCUUUUUGGGGUCUAGUCAACGACGUUUUAUUAUCUCACCUGUUUUUUUAAAGCUUUUAUCUACACGUAGUAUUUCCGAGGAGAGCUCCGGUGUAAAAUCUACAACUAUUCUAUGUGACUCGUGCGACACGUCGCUAGUCCAGAAGAAGUAAAUGCUCACAGAGUUACUGGUACACACUCACACACACGUAUAUAUACAAUCGCAUGUUGAUGAGAUAGCAAAGCCGAGAACAGGGAUCUCAGAGUGCAAGGGGUCGACUUCUGUCUAGUGGCCUCGGCGGCGAGCGUAGUGCGAGGAACAUCGUCUCGACUCGAUGCGUCCCGCGCUAUAUGACACGCGAGAUCGCGAGAUGUUUCUCGUACAUUCGUUAGAUUGUUAUUCUUUUCUACGGCAAAAGGGAAGCGUACACUUUACAGUGGAUCUAUCGUAGCCGAGAGUUAUAGAAUUGUUAACUCCUGAGACUGUGUGCUCGUCUUCAGGAGUAAGAUGAAUGACAAAAUAGAAACAAAGAAAAGGAAAAGAGAACAAGAAUGCUACCGCGAAGGGAGCUGCACAUGCAGUCAUUUGUAAUAAUCGAGAUUCGCGUGACACGCGCUCAGCUUGACGAGAAGAGAGAAAAUUGUGCGAGGCUGUAAAUUAUACAUUACAUUUUCUACAUCGUGAGAUGGGUCGGUAGAGUAAAAGUGCCUUUUACCAAACUAAACGGUCCGAAUUCCGCCGCAGGACAGCGCUCGACGAUUCUCGCGGAUGCCGAAUCUUUAUCAAUCAUUAUAUUUCUAAAUGCUCGCGUAAUUGUAUUGCGCCGACACGUGUCUCUCUCUCUCUCUCUCUGUUGUCAUUCAUGAAAGCCGAGAUACUUGAUGGAUUCGUGCGCGCGGUUUCACCGAUCGCCGUUCUCUCCAAGACUCAGGACUUUGCGCGGCUUCGGACCACGAGUAUAUCAUACUAAAAUGAUGAACUGUUAUAAAAAAAAAAAGUUUGCGUGUAACAUAUACAACUUCUACUGCCGCAGUCGUUCGAAGAAGCGCUCACAUUCCUCUGUAUACACUGUCUUCUUUAUAUAGUUAGUGUAAUGAAAUUUUUUAACCCUAGACACAUGCCGCUGUGGUUCACUUUGAGCGGCGGCAUUUAAGUUCACACACGGAAUCAUCGUGCUCUUCGAGCGACUUCAUUUACUGUCCAAUAUUAUCCGCUAGGUAGGAUGUAAAUAGGAAAGUAACGAUAAAUAAUAAAUAUGUGGACGUGAAACAAAAAAAAUCCAGAAUUACGCGGCUAUCAUUACUUUCUUUAUCGUGAUCCGGACAAUAUAUUGACAAUUGUUCUUUUGUUGACUUUUAAAUUACCCGCUGAUCGACUCGUGUUUUGCGUAAGAUAACUGCGAGACAACGAUUCAAAUAGAGAUAAUCUAAGAGUCGAGCAAGAAAGGAUCUCCGAACAAAAAAGAAAAACAAGAAAUAUCCUUAGGAUAAAUCUUAUAUAUCCAAGAGGUGAUUUAUUUAAAAUAGACUGCUGUUUUCUUUUCUGUAUAAAUUACGUCAAUUGUGAUGUUGUAUUUCAUUAGAUAAGUGCACAUAUUAGGGAGCUAUAUUAUCGGUUUUUCAAUCCAAUAAUUCUAAUGUUGUCUUUUUAUUUGUAAUAUUUUUACGUGUUAUAUCAUGGUGGGAACGAUUCGCGUACGCUAUUAGGAACGUAAGUUGCUUGCUAUGCAUACGCAAUAGACUUCGUAUUGUUUUGUAUUUUCAUUAAAACCAAAUGUUUAACUCUGUCAUAUUUGAAGUAGCAUGGGAAGUCUAUACUUAUAUAAUCUACAGACCAGUUGAUCCUGUACUUCUCGAUGCAAUGUAGAAACUCCUCGUACAUUGGUGCAGUGGUAUCUAAAUCGGCAAUAGUGAAUACGUAUCGCUUCUCGAGAGCGACGUAAACGGUUUUUUUCCUCUUCGUGUACAAAAGUUUCGAUAACGUGCGGACAAAUCCAUCCGUGAUUUUGUCAUCGUAAACUACUAUAAGCCGAAAUAAGAAUAGCAACGUUAUUACAUAUAUACACACACACAUACACACACACAGACACAUUCUUUACCUCUAUCUUUUAUAUACUUGUUACAAUACAGAAUUAUUUGAACGUA
Odontomachus brunneus is the source of this 5416-nucleotide messenger RNA. It is a transcript of the gene Su(z)12, whose product is annotated as polycomb protein suz12-B. Gene Ontology annotation, cellular component: ESC/E(Z) complex; nucleus. Bases 151 to 2796 code for a protein of 881 amino acids. Lineage: Eukaryota; Metazoa; Arthropoda; Insecta; Hymenoptera; Formicidae. The record is from RefSeq and is a predicted model, not a curated record. The transcript has 9 exons. Gene Ontology annotation, molecular function: chromatin DNA binding.